Molecule: messenger RNA, 5996 nt
Organism: Brassica napus (rape)
Lineage: Eukaryota; Viridiplantae; Streptophyta; Magnoliopsida; Brassicales; Brassicaceae
Source: RefSeq, a predicted model, not a curated record
GAAAAUAAGAUCCGACUAUCAAUAUGAAGAAAUAUGCAGAGGAUCUAAUCAAAUGGUGUCUCGCCGGAGUUAUCUGCUCGUAAAGAAGAAGCAUGUCGACACCCAUGAGUUGGCCGCCUUUCUUAACAGUUCUUGCUCCCCAUAAUCAGAGGAGACAGACCUCGGCGAUGUUUGAACAACAUUCAGCUUUCAAAUCGUGAUCCUCUGCGGUUGCGGCUUGAUCCCCAAUAAGGAAACGUCCAGUGGAAAAUUAUGCAGCAAUCAUUGAAGGAUGGAGCAAAACGAUUCAGUAGCUGAUGAAAAGUUGGGAAACUUAGCGUUGAGACCCAGUGGUGUUCUCAGUUUUGACAGUCCUGUUCUUGCCCAUGAUUUGCUUCUUCUUUAUAGGGAGACCCAAUGGCGUUCUCAGUUUUGACAGUUCUGGUCCGUUGCAUUGUACCCAGUCUGUCUUUAUAGCGAGGUAACAUGUUUUUUUCAUUUUUUUUCAUUAACUCUUUAUGUUCCACUAACUAUUUAUUGUCUGUAAAGAAAAUGAUUUUUACAUAUGAUGCUUUCAGCUGAACAGAAGGUUUACCUUAGCUCUGACAGCAUUAUUCCAUACGAUGUUGACAUAGAAAAAAAUGUGGUAUAUCCUACAUAGUUUUUGAACAGUGUUAAAGUCGCUACAUUGCCUUGACACUGUUUAAAGCUAGAAGUUGGUGCUCAUAUCAUGCGUCUUCGUAACAUGGAUGCUGCAGUUGGCUUAUGUAAUGGUACUAGGCUAAUUGUUAGUCAGAUAUUUCCCAAUGUGAUAUAAGGUAGAAUUAUAACGGGAAACGAUAUUGCCGGAGAGGAUGUUUGGAUUCCCAGAAUGUUUGUCACACCACCUGACACAAAGUUUCCCUUUAGAAUGCGUUGAAGACAGUUUCCAGUUACAUUGGUGUUCGCGAUGACCAUCAAUAAAAGUCAAGGUCAAACGCUGCAAAAUGUUGGUUUGUUUCUACCUAAACCAGUGUUCUCUCAUGGCCAAUUAUACGUUGCACUUUCUAGAGUGAAGUCGAUGUGUGGAUUAAAAAUCCUAAUAAAAGAUAAACAAGGGAAGCCACAUACAAAAACAAUGAAUGUUAUCUACAAACAAGUUUUUCAAAAUAUUUCAUAGUCAACAGUAAGUAAUUUUGACCUUGUAUUCGCUAAAAAUUUAAAAUUUAUAAAUUCUUAGAUUUAUUUAUUUCUUCUAUUAAUAGAUAAAUAACAGAACAAAAGAUCGAUUGUAGUUGACUACCAACCAGUUUUCAAACUAUUUCGAUAAUGAUAUGUGAAUUAAUAUUAUUUUAUGUUCAAUAAAAUUUAGAAAUUUAAAAAUCUAUCAAAUUAUUUUAUAACGUACUAGUGUUUACAAAAUUUAAUAUAUUUUUUGCAGGUUUCUAUUGGCUUUUUUUUAAUCGAGAAUUGUACUUCUUAAUUUAUAUUGCUUAUGAAUUACAUUUCAACUUUUUAUCAUAUUUGUUUAAUAUGUCACUUUUUAAACAAAAAUAUAAGAACAUAAAUAUAAUAUGUAAACCUAAAUUAUACUAUUACAGCAUAUAUACAACACAAAUUUCACUUUGUGAUAAUAUAAAAUUUGUAACUUCUAAAACUAUACACUAUUAUUUUUUUCAUGCUUUGAAUAUUUUUAUGUCCGCACAGUCGCCUAGUUGAAGUUAAUUGGGAAGAAGAAAACUUACACGCUUCGGUAAGCAUUGUUUAUUACUCUUUUCUUUUGAAUUGUGGAUAUAUAUUUAAUAUUUAUAUCGGUUGACUUUCUUCCAUAAACUGGCAGACAAAAUAUAAACCAUAAAUAACACUGAUAACUAUUUAUAUUUAUGUUGCUCAGAAUUAACAUUGUUCUAAUAAAAAUCUGAUUCAAAAUUGUACAAAUGUUUUUGAAUUUAGAAUGUAACAUUAUUAAACAUUACUAUGCCCAUGCAUAUCCUAGUUAGAAAUAUAAACCCAUAAAUAAGAACGGAGAACGCAUAUAAAAAUUCAUAACUUACUUAUAGAUGAUGGUGUUCUAAACAAUAUCACUAGAAAGAAAAUAAUAAUCAAAUAACCAUUAAACUGGAAAACGGAACUCUAAAUUUGUAAUAAACAUUAGACUCUGAUUGGUAACACGUAGUAUCAAAGUUGAAUUGAAGAAUGAUUUGCAAUUCAAUGUAAUUUAUAGUGAAAAUUAUGUACUAAAAACUGUAAAUUUUUGUGGUAAGUUUGCAGCAAAAAUUAAAGUUAUCAUUUUAUUAAAAUUAAUGACUUGUAACUUUUUGAUGUGUAAAUUGCAGUAUGGAUUUUUAAUACAAGAAUUCAAUAUAAAAACACAUAAAUAGUGAAAAUAUUUACUAAAAAUAAAUGAACCAUUAAGCUAUUUAAAAAUAUAAAAAUUAAAAAUAUAUAUUUUAAAUUAGUAUAAAUUUUUGAAAAAAACAUUUUCAAUAUAUAUUGUUUUUUAAAUAUUAUAAUAAAUAAUAAUACUAUUUUUUGUCAACAAUAAUAAUACUAUUUAUUCUAAUAUCAGUAAUAAAAUAAAUUAAUGAAAUAAUAAUAAUAAUAGCAUGAAAUUUAAGCUAAAAAUCUAAUAACAGCAGAAAAAUUAUAAAUGUUCAUGUCUCAAACAAAAUGAACUUAGAUAUUACUAUAAUUUGUUAACUGAAACCAUAAAUAGUAGAAUUACAAAGCAAAAUAAAAUCUACAAACGCAAACGUACGUAACUUGACAUACGCAAGUUUUGAGAACUCAUUAUUUUCAUUUUUAUUUUUAGAUAGAAAAAUCAAUUAAAUUUGUAACCCACUUCUAAAACAUGGAAUUUUGGUUGAUGUUGGUUUAUGAUUUGAGUUAACAAUUUUACAAAGGGUCUAAGUCAAAAUUGUGACUCAACUACAACACAUGUUAAAUCAAACUUAAAAUAAAAUAAAAAAAAUUUAAUGCAUGAUUGGUAACACUUUUGAGUUAUCAAUGAUUUAUCUUCCUAGCCCAAAGUAAAUUACUUACACCACAUGUUACCAAUCAAAGCCUAAACUAGAAUAAUAAAACUCAAACAUAAUGACAUAAGUAUAUUAUGAAAUGAUAAAAAAGUUACAACAUAUUUUAACUAUCAAAAUGAAAAAGUAGUACUUUUAACUUUAAAUCUCAAAAACUUACACUUCAAACCAUCAAACCAACUACACUAACAGAUCAGAUUUAAGGCAAUGUCAUCUUGCUUGGAGGUGGUAUUGUGUUGUGGAGUUGGGUGACAAUAUGUUUUUUUCGCAUAUCUGAAGUUUGGACCAGAAUAAUUUUCAAUGUAUUUAUCCCCGGAUCCAUCUUCGAAAAAUGUUGGGUUUGUUAUCUUUCUAUGGUUGUGUAAAGAAGAUGUGAACCGUUUUGCGUACGAAAGAACUAAAGUAGAUAGAACCGAGUUAGAGAUUGAGGAGGUCUCAAGCUGAGCAUUGAUGGUGAGCAGAUAGAAAUAAAGAAGAUAGAACCGAGAAUUAAGAAGAAAUAGAGAAUCUGAAGGAUUGGCCAUGAGGGAGAAGAAAAGUUAUUUGUAACCAAUGUGAAGCCGGCCAAUAACAUACUUUAGAAAAAAAUCCUAAACGAUUAAAGUUUCAAAAAAAAAAAAAACUGCAUACCAUCAUUGUCUUUCUCAAGAAAUUUUUUAACAUUCUUGUAAAUUUCUUUUUUUUUAAACAGUAUAUUGAAAAACAGUUUUCAGUUUGGUUCUUUUAACCAACUUUACUAAUAAAAUGUGUUAAAAUAUUAAUAAAGAUGAUGAUAUAUUUAAGAUUUAUAGUUUUUUCCCAGAUAUAUAUUAUACAUUUUAAAAUAUUCAUUCUCAUUUUUUUGUUAUAUUUAUGUGUGUUUCGCAUGUUUGACUCGUUCACCGCUGUAAGAAACCGGAACCAUAUGUUUAUAGACUGACACAAAUCAUGGUAUCAAAAGAGGAUUGACGUAUUGUCAAGUAACAGUUUGUCAUCAAAGUACAUCUAAACAGAGUGAUACACACAUAAACGCAUAAGUAUAGAGAGAGGAAGAGAGACAGUUCGUCUUCACGCCUCUCUUCCCUUCUUCAUGUGACAUUUUCCAUUUCCACUCCUCCAUGCAUCACUACUCAGCUGUCGUCUCCAGCGAACUUAACCAUCUACCUACCGUACCUCUCCAAGUUCUUCUUGACAACAUCACAAAAUUCCUUUCUCUCCUUCUACUCUCUUCACUCACCAUCUCUUCCUUCAUCGAAAAGUGGCAAUCCUCCUUGUCUGAAUCUUCUCACUGGUCUGAAAAUCCUCUCCUCCACACUCUUCUCCCUUCUCUUCUCUCUAAUCUUCAACGCCUUAACUCUCUCACUCAAUGCUCCUCCCCUUCUUUCUCCGGCGGCAAACUCAUGAUGCAAAGAGACCUCGACAUGGCUUCCUCCUUUCUCUCAACUCACAUCAGUGACCUCGACCUUCUCCUCAGAUCUGGUGUUUUUCACCAAAAUACCAUUGUUUUAUCCCUCCCUAAUCCUACCUCAGACAAAGACAACAUUGCUUUUUUCAUCAGAGAUCUCUUCACUCGAAUCCAAAUUGGCGGCACUGAAUUUAAGAAGACGCUUGAUUAUCUCCUUCGGCUCUUCACUGAAAGAGCGAAAUCCACAAAAAUCAUAGCUACAGAAGGUAAUGUCAGUUAUUUAUUAACUCUCCUCAAUUUCAAUCACUAUCCUCUUAUUCACGAUGUCAUUUCCGUUGUCUCAUUAGUCACUUCUUCAAACGUUGCAUCGAGAAAUACUAUUUUUGAAAAAGGCGGAUUAGGUCCUCUGUUACGACUAUUCGAAACCGGAUCUCUGCCUCUAAAAACCAGAGCCAUGGUGGCGAUUGAAGCCACCACUGCCGAUUCAGAAACCUUGUGGAAAAACUCAGCUUACGGAGUAAACACUGUUCUAAUCGAAACUUGCAGAUAAGGAUCUCUAGAAGUACAAGAGCACAUCGCCGGUACUAUAACCAACAUUGCCGCCAUGGAUGAUAUCAGAAUGAUGCCCACAUAGGAAGGAGCUUUAUCGGUUCUUCUCCCAUUCUUAAUAUCCGGUUCAACGUUGUUACAAAAAAAGGCGGCAUACUUCAUCUAUGUAUUCUCAUCUUCCGGUGAGUCUUUCAGAGAUUAGAUUUUCGGAGAGAGAGAAUUGCAGAUUCUGAUUCAUUUAGUUUAUGAUUUGUCAAAUCCUGAUAUGAUUGAGCAUGCCUUGCUUGCGCUCACUCAGUUAUCUACCAUGGAUUCAAUUGCUAAGAUUUUGUUAUCAUCUAUGAUGAUUAUCAGAUUAGGGGAACUAGUCAAGCAUGGAAACGUAGUCCUGCAAUAGAUUUCAUCAUCUAUGUUGUCAAAAUUAACAAUUAGUAGGGGUAACAAACGAGCGAUCUCUGAUUGUUUACGUUUGUUGGUAAGGUUAAUGGAGUCGCCAAAAUCGGCGGGGUUACAAGAGGUGGCGACGGAAGCGCCGAAGUCGUUGCUAACCGUUAGGUUAAACCAGAAGCUGAUAAGAGAUGGGAAGAGCGUGAUUUGAUUAGCGAAAAAAUUUCAGUGAAAAAAAUAAUUAUUUUCAUUAUUUUACUCUGUUUAUUGUUGCUUUAUUGUAAUUUUUCUUCUUCGAGAAAAUUAGUUGACUUCAACUUUUUAUUUAUUUUUAAUAUAUUUUUAGCUACAAUUUUUUCACUUAAUUACUCUAUUUUAUUACACCUCAUUUACUCUGGUUUUGCACAGUCAUACCCAAAGUUUAUUUAGUUGGAUUAUCGUUGAUAUAGAGAGUUCAUGUGACUUAACUACACUAAAAUGCAUUAUUGAUUCUUUUUAUUUAUCGUUAACUCUUGCGUAUGUAUUUGGUUUAGAGAGUUGGACUGAGAUUCAACCUAUGUAAGCGGUCAUGUUUAUUUUAGAUAAAUAAUCAAAUGAUGUGGCGUCUUUAAUCUCUAGUUCAAUGUAUUCGAUGUCAAAUUGGUUUAGCGCGCGGUAUUGUAACACCCCGGUCCGGAAUAAUUUAU